AUGGUGACCGGUAAUCGGCAGCGAGUGGUACUGCACUUCGACAUCAAUCGCACGAUUCUCAUGUCAGACGCAGCAGGUGGUCGUACCAUGGAAGAUACCGUCAAUUAUCUCCUCUCUGAGUGUACAUGGGGCUACGCCAGUCGUUCUACAAGUCCGUCGAAGUGGAUAUGUGUCUCAACCGUCCCGUCUCACGACCCACCAGUUGCGGUAAACUCUGCUGGUACUACUCCUGAGCGGCCUCUGAUUACGUACAAACACUUUGUGGACGAAAUGUAUCCGUAUGUCAGUUUAGCUUCAACUAGUGAUAGUUGCCAUGCUGUGGACCAGAUCAAGGCAAUCAACAAGGCAGCCAAGAACAAGCGCACGGCUUUACAGUCGGCGUUCACGGGGACUCCAAACGCUCCUGGCCAUUGCAUCCAGCAGUCGUUUGAUAAUGUGAUACAUCAAUUACACUUUCCAAUGGGCGAGCAGCGAGACGCAGCCAAGCAAAUGGCUACAAAUAUGCCACCGUCUCGUCUGCAGGAAGCUUGGAGUCAAGGGCGGUACUAUUUGCUGCCGUCGUUUCUGCACUUCUUGUCAUACUUGGCAUCGCCGAAAAUGACGCAGAAACAGCUGGAUGUGAAACUGGUGUUCCGUACAUUUGGCGAGGAUAUUGUUGAAGUGAAGCGGGAAUUAGAUCUCUUGGUCGAUGGACAACAUCCGGUUGGAAUGCCAGCGUUGCCUGAGCACUUUCGAUUGAACUUGUCGCCAAAUGCGCGUUGCGUUGGUACGUUCUACCGUGAUGGAUUUGGAGCUAAUGGUACCGCUUUGGCGGUGGGGACGCUGGCCAAAGUACCCUUUUCGACCAAGCUCGCAGAAGAAGGGGCAACUGCACCCGAUAACUUUUAUGCGAGGUUCAACAACAAAGUCGAGGUCGUUCGUGGUUUCCAACCAAUUCAGGAGACGCUGGAAGGGAUGUUUCGUACGGCCGAUACACUGGCGCUUCGUGAUUACUGGGAGUGGUGGAGCGUCCAUGCUGAAGGCAACCAGUACGGAAAACUGCUGUUGAUCGAUGAGGAGAAAGUGGAGAGGGACGGUGAUCUCGUCGUGUUUCUUGAUGAUCACAUCGAGGCACACCAUGCACAUAUUGUGGACGUCCGUGAUGUGCGGUCGGGAGAUCCAGUGGACUUUGGGAAGAGUCGUGCGAAGUAUCUCCAGCGCGUGGAGCCCAUUGAGGCCAUCACGAACCCAAACUACUUCAUCACACUGUUUGCAACACACGUGGCCAAAGUCAAGUAG
This is a messenger RNA of Peronospora matthiolae, 1278 nucleotides long. The record is from the annotation of a GenBank genome assembly. Lineage: Eukaryota; Oomycota; Peronosporomycetes; Peronosporales; Peronosporaceae.